AUGGCGGCAAACAUGGACAGAAGGAGGAACAAUGCGCCAAGUGGCGGAACAAGUGCGCCAGUAUUUGCGCGAACCAUACGGGACCCGCAGUACAUUGAGAAGCUUAGGCCGACAAGGUCAAGAGACCCGAAUGAGCUUCGCAGGAUCUUCCUUCAAACGUCCAUCAUACCCUCCGCGUCCGGAUCCGCCUACCUAGAGAUUCCUUCCUCGUCUCCUUCCGCGACUUCUUCACUCAUACCGCCCACUUCGUCCCUCAAGAUUACUGCCUCAAUACAGGGCCCGAAGCCCCUCCCCCGCAGCGCACCCUUCAGUCCGUCACUUCUCCUUACGACUACCGUCAAGUUUGCCCCGUUCGCAACCAGGCAUAGACGCGGCUAUAUACGCGACUCAACGGAGCGUGAUCUUGGGGUUCACCUAGAGACAGCGUUACGAGGUGUCAUUAUUGGCGAACGAUGGCCAAAGAGUGGAGUCGAAGUCGUAGUGACUAUCUUGGAAGGUGACGAAGACGGCUGGUGGGGAGAUUCCGGGAGUGAAGGAAGCGCAAGCGGCAGUGGAUGGGGCCUUUUGAACGUUUUGGCGGGAUGCAUAACAGUUGCGAGCGCUGCCAUAACAGAUGCAGGCAUCGACUGUGUGGACAUGGUGUGCGGAGGUGUCGCAGCCAUCACACGUAAUCCAGCAUCAAAGCAAGAGCAAGGGCUCGCAAGGAUAUUGGAUCCAUGUCCAGCAGAGCACAAGGAUGUGGUCGCGGCAUGUGUGGUCGGCUACCUUGCCUCGAGAGACGAGAUUACCGAAAUAUGGAUGAAGGGUGAUGUUGGUUCCAAUCCCGAUGCUCUGAUCGAGGGCGCCAUACAUGCGGCUGUGGGUAGUCUCGCGGUAGUCAAGGACGUCUUGCUUGAAGCGCUCCAAACCAAGUUUCAAGGUCAGAUCGACAGCAACGAAGGCGGCUUGAAGAGGAAGGCACAGGAUGUGGAUAUGACUGGCUGAACAAGUGCAGCAAUGUACCUGUACUGUGUCCAGUAUCUCUUCACAGGAAUGACGACGUUGGACCAAUCAUCAAGCAAUUGGCAAGCCGGCUAUCGGCCCGAGCCUACAUUCAGCCAAACCACACUGCUAGUAUAUGGACAGCCACUGCGAACUUUUGUAGCAUCAACGGUCUACAGCACCGCCUACAUCGCAUUCUUAAAAUGCAUAGCGUCGGCGUUCGGAGCUGCCAUCUAGCUCGAUGCAUGCGGAUCUCAAGGCCACGCACGUAUCCAAAACUUGGCAGGCUAAGAAGAUCCACAAGUUUUCCAACUGAAAAGUUGUUGGCUCAGGCUAUCUUCGCUAGCAAUGUGAAGACAUGUGUUAG
Messenger RNA from Pyrenophora tritici-repentis Pt-1C-BFP, 1348 nucleotides. RefSeq names its product Rph, RNase PH. Gene Ontology annotation, cellular component: nuclear exosome (RNase complex); nucleolus; cytoplasmic exosome (RNase complex). The record is from RefSeq and is a predicted model, not a curated record. Gene Ontology annotation, biological process: nuclear mRNA surveillance; rRNA catabolic process; U4 snRNA 3'-end processing. NCBI's taxonomy places the organism in Eukaryota, Fungi, Ascomycota, Dothideomycetes, Pleosporales, Pleosporaceae.